AUGUCGAUUCCCCAAAAGACUGUCAUUGUUGGGGCUGGCCCCGUGGGCUCUCUGGCUGCUCUGUACGCCGCUCAACGUGGCCAUGAGGUUGAGGUCUAUGAACUGCGGCCAGAUUUGCGCAAUCCCGGGACAAUUCCCCUAAACUUUACGAAGUCAAUCAAUUUGGCAGUGUCGGAACGAGGAAUAAAUGCCAUGAAACAUACCGGACACUCCAGUCUCCUUGGAACAGUCAUGCAAGGCACCAUCCCUAUGCGAGGUCGCAUGAUUCAUGGAAAAAGUCCGUUGGGGGACUUGUAUGAGCAUGCUCAGGAUUACGAUGCAAAGGGGCGGGCUAUAUACGCAAUUGACAGAUCUGGGCUGAACGAGAGGCUUCUUAACGUCCUCGACUCUAUGCCAAAUGUGAAACUGUUUUUCAAUCACAAACUAACCGGAGCUGAUUUUCGUUCGCGCCGAGCCUGGUUUGAAGCCCGCGAUGUGGUUUUAUCGCCCAGCAGUCGCCCUAGGGAAAUUGAAAUUACUUUUGAUCUGAUGAUUGGUGCCGAUGGAGCUCACUCCGCAGUUCGGUAUCACAUGAUGAAGUUCACGAGAAUGGAUUAUCAGCAGGAAUAUAUUGAUACUCUUUGGUGCGAGUUUCGCAUUGAGGCAAAGGACGAUACAAAAUGCGAGGCGCAGGAGCCAAGAUUUCGAAUUUCACCAAACCAUUUGCAUAUUUGGCCCGGAAGGGACUUCAUGUUCAUUGCCAUCCCAAGCGAGGAUGGGUCAUUUACAAGCACGCUUUUCCUUCCCAGCAAGCAAUUUGCCGAGUUGGAAAGCAAUCCGGCUAAACUGCCAUAUUUUUUCGAUCAAAACUUUCCAGGAGUGACGGACCUCAUUUCUAGAGAUAGUCUCAUUUCUUCGUUCCUAUCAAACCCUCAUCUGCCUCUGAUCAGUCUUAAAUGUCGCCCCUAUCACUACGACUCUUCGGGAGUCAUCAUCGGAGACGCAGCCCACGCCAUGGUCCCGUUCUACGGCCAGGGAAUGAAUGCUGGAAUGGAAGAUGUUCGUAUCCUUUUCUCUAUAUUUGACAAGCACACGGAGAUGCUCGAAGACAACAAUCCUACUUCAGAGAGCCAUAACGUUUUACCCUCUGCGUCUGCAAGAGCCGAGGCUUUGGCUGAGUACUCAGAAGUUCGUGCACCAGACGCCUAUGCUAUUAACGAGUUAGCCUUGCAAAACUACGUGGAAAUGCGGUCUUCGGUUCUGUCCAUGCGCUAUAGGCUACGAAAAUUCUUGGAAGAGUUUAUGAGCGUCAACUUUCCGAAUUUCGGUUGGCAAACUAAGUAUUCGAGAGUUAGCUUCAGCAACCAAGGGUAUAGCGACAUUGUUAGACAGAGCGAUCACCAGGGGCGAAUACUGAUGCGAGCCUUCGCGGCGUGCAUCACAGGCCCUGUGGCCAUUGCAUUUAUAAUUCUUGGAUUUCGACACAAAAGGACCGUUCUAUCGAAGGCCCUGGCUCUUUUUGGUUUGGUUUAG
Messenger RNA from Pochonia chlamydosporia 170, 1512 nucleotides. Its product is annotated as kynurenine 3-monooxygenase. Gene Ontology annotation, molecular function: kynurenine 3-monooxygenase activity; FAD binding; NAD(P)H oxidase H2O2-forming activity. The record is from RefSeq and is a predicted model, not a curated record. Gene Ontology annotation, cellular component: mitochondrial outer membrane. Lineage: Eukaryota; Fungi; Ascomycota; Sordariomycetes; Hypocreales; Clavicipitaceae. The transcript is spliced from 4 exons. Gene Ontology annotation, biological process: NAD+ metabolic process; L-tryptophan catabolic process; quinolinate biosynthetic process. The coding region runs from base 1 to 1512 and encodes 503 amino acids.